GCCCCAAACCCUAGCCCCCUUUGCUAAUCGCCUCACUCCCCCACAAUGCAGAUCUUCGUAAAAACCCUCACCGGCAAAACCAUCACCCUGGAGGUGGAAUCCUCCGACACCAUCGACAAUGUCAAAGCCAAAAUCCAAGACAAAGAAGGCAUCCCUCCCGACCAGCAACGCCUCAUCUUCGCCGGAAAACAGCUCGAGGACGGCAGAACCCUAGCCGACUACAACAUCCAGAAGGAAUCCACUCUCCACCUCGUCCUCCGCCUCCGCGGCGGCGGCAAGAAACGCAAGAAGAAGACCUACACCAAGCCUAAGAAGAUCAAGCACAAGCAUAAGAAAGUCAAGCUCGCCGUGCUUCAGUUCUAUAAGGUGGAUGAGAGUGGGAAGGUGCAGAGGUUGAGGAAGGAGUGUCCUAAUGCUGAGUGUGGGGCCGGCACGUUCAUGGCGAAUCAUUUUGAUCGCCAUUAUUGCGGCAAGUGUGGCCUUACUUAUGUUUAUCAGAAAGCCGGUGGUGAUUAGUCGAGUAAUUAACUAAUCGUUAUUGUUUGUUUACUCAUUUCAUUACGAGAAUUCGGUUAGAAUAUGUUUUGAAUUGUGUUAUGUCAUGACUCUUUAAAAUAAUUCGGUUGCGGUUUAGAAUUAUUACUUUACAUAUGAAAAGGAUUUGCCUUGGUUUGAUAA
Messenger RNA from Daucus carota subsp. sativus, 678 nucleotides. RefSeq names its product ubiquitin-ribosomal protein eS31 fusion protein-like. Lineage: Eukaryota; Viridiplantae; Streptophyta; Magnoliopsida; Apiales; Apiaceae. Gene Ontology annotation, cellular component: cytoplasm; nucleus; ribosome. The transcript has a single exon. Gene Ontology annotation, biological process: protein ubiquitination; modification-dependent protein catabolic process; translation. Gene Ontology annotation, molecular function: ubiquitin protein ligase binding; structural constituent of ribosome; protein tag activity. The coding region runs from base 46 to 516 and encodes 156 amino acids. The record is from RefSeq and is a predicted model, not a curated record.